AUGUCUCAACGCAGUAUCAUCAAGGAUAUCGUCAUUACCCCCGUGGCAUUCCAUGAUAUGCCACUGCUGAAUAGCGUGGGAGUCCAUGAACCUUAUGCACUACGCAGCAUCAUCGAAAUCAUCACAGAAGACUCUUAUGGUCUUGGAGAAUCUUAUGGAGACUCCGCACAUCUAGAUCGGUUGCAAAAAGCAGCGGAUAAGAUCAAGGGUCUUUCUAUCUACAGCACAAACAUCAUCUAUCAAAAGUGCGUUGAGUCUCUCCGCAAUGACACCAACACAGGCGGCGAUGGAAUGGGCGGAAUGGUCGUGACAGCCUCCGUCGCAGACAAAGUCUUUUCCCCCUUCGAAGUCGCCUGCCUCGAUCUUCAAGGCAAACUAGCAGGCAUAUCUGUCAGCGACCUACUCGGCGGACGCAUCAGAGAUUCCGUCCAGUACUCUGCCUAUCUCUUCUAUAAAUGGGCGGGUCAUCCUGGUGACGCGGAUGAUGAAUAUGGCGCUGCAUUAGAUCCAGAAGGGGUUGUCAAGCAAGCAAGGAAGAUCAUUGAUGAGUACGGCUUCAAGGCCAUCAAGCUCAAGGGCGGUGUCUUUCCUCCUGCCGAAGAAGUCGCAGCCAUCAAAGCUCUACAUGAAGCGUUUCCUGACCUGCCAUUGAGGCUUGAUCCAAACGCUGCGUGGACAGUUGAGACUUCAAAAUGGGUUGCCAAAGAGCUUGAAGGCAUAGUGGAGUAUUUGGAAGACCCAGCUGGUGAGAUUGAGGGUAUGGCAGCUGUGGCCAAGGAAGCUUCAAUGCCUCUAGCUACCAACAUGGCAGUCGUCGCUUUCGAUCACCUCCCGCCCUCGAUCCUUCAAAACGCUGUCCAGGUCAUCUUAUCCGACCAUCACUUCUGGGGUGGUCUCCGCAAGUCGCAAACGCUAGCGUCCAUCUGUGCUACAUGGGGUCUUCGACUUUCCAUGCACUCCAAUAGCCACUUGGGUAUCUCGCUUGCUGCGAUGACACAUCUCGCUUCUGCAACUCCCAAUCUCGAUUACGCCUGCGACACACAUUGGCCAUGGAAGCGUCGUGAUGAAGACGUUGUUAUCGACGGAGCCUUGAAGUGGAAGGAAGGUGGUGUGAUAGUGCCGUCAGGUCCUGGUUUGGGCAUCGAGUUGGAUAGGGAGAGGUUAGCAAAACUUCAUCAGCAAUAUUUGGAUUGUGGGUUGAAGAAACGAGAUGAUACGACGUAUAUGAAGAGGUUCCAGCCAGAGUUCUCGGAAAGUAUUCCUCGUUGGUGA
This is a messenger RNA of Fusarium coffeatum, 1272 nucleotides long. RefSeq lists its product as uncharacterized. NCBI's taxonomy places the organism in Eukaryota, Fungi, Ascomycota, Sordariomycetes, Hypocreales, Nectriaceae. Bases 1 to 1272 code for a protein of 423 amino acids. The transcript has a single exon. The record is from RefSeq and is a predicted model, not a curated record.